Bombus pascuorum is the source of this 4211-nucleotide messenger RNA. RefSeq names its product DNA polymerase iota (gene PolI). Gene Ontology annotation, molecular function: DNA-directed DNA polymerase activity; damaged DNA binding. Lineage: Eukaryota; Metazoa; Arthropoda; Insecta; Hymenoptera; Apidae. The coding region runs from base 748 to 2445 and encodes 565 amino acids. The record is from RefSeq and is a predicted model, not a curated record. Gene Ontology annotation, biological process: translesion synthesis. The transcript is spliced from 3 exons.
ACACAGAGAAAGAUAUCUUUAAUAAUUCAAAACAUGGCUACCAUGUGAAAAAUAAAUUAGUCGCAUUACAGUUUGUAAACAAAUUUCUAUUUAGUUUUUACGGUAGUUUUGUUUCGUGCUAGCAAUCGAAACUUAUCAGCAGUAAAAAGAAUAUAUUUCUUCAAUGAAAUUUAUAAAAAGUUCAUGUGGCUUUCAGAAGUGAGUCAUUCGUGUUUUUUAACAGCUCCAACUACAAAUUAAUGUCCGUUCAAUGUGAUCUAACGGAUUUCUGGAAAAUAAAACUAUAUCUAUACGUUAAUAUUCUAUGUGGUUGUGAGAUAUAGCUUCCAAAUGAACACUAAAUAAUGGUAACCUUACUUUAUGAUCUAAGGAAAGUUCUGAGAAAUAAUAAUAAACUAUUUUAAUAGCCAUGCUAUGGAGUAGUUUAUUUAAGAACGAAAAUGAUAACUUGCUAUACAAUUAUAAGUCUCCAUAUAUAUACGUCUACAAUUAAACAUAUCGACAAGUAAACACUUCUAUAUUCAAGAAUUAUUGUAAAAAUUUAUGCUAAAGUGUAUUAAUAACGUGUGUGUAAAUAAUAAAGAAAAUUACUCUUUGUUAAUGCCAUGAAUAAAAUGAAAAUCUGCACUUAAGAAUAUAUUUUUCAGCAAAUUUGUUUUUGAAAAAGAUUAUACUAUGUUGAAAUAUUGAAUAAGUCACUUAUGUGAUAAAGAUUGUAUGUAUAAUAUUGUUUGAAAAUUGACCUCAAUGGAUUCUAUUGAAUUUGAUGCAAUUAUCAGACAUCCGAGAACCAUAAUUCAUAUAGAUGUUGAUUGUUUCUACGCUCAAAUAGAGAUGCUUAGGCAUCCAGAGCUAGAAGGCAAACCAUUGGGGGUGCAACAAAAGAGUAUAGUAGUGACAAGCAAUUAUUUAGCACGAGAACAUGGAAUUAAAAAAUGCAUGUCAGUACAGGAAGCUUUACAAUUGUGCCCAGAACUGGUCUUGGUAAAUGGUGAAGAUUUAACGAACUAUCGUCACUAUUCUGCUAAAGUACUGGAAAUAUUGCAUCAGUUUACUCCAUUAGUUGAAAGAUUAAGUCUUGAUGACAAUUUUAUGGACGUAACUUCUAUUGUACAAAAAUAUAUGAAUUCUGGAAAUAAUUCAGAGUUUAAUUUAAGUAUUAACAUGGAAGAUGAAAAUCCAGUUGGUAAAGUAUUUGGUCCCUCCGAAGAAGAAUGUCCUUGUGGCUGUCAUGCUCGAUUAAUUAUAGCUUCCAAAAUUGCAGCAGAAAUAAGAGAACGAAUUUAUAAAGACUUGCAUAUUACAUGCAGUGCUGGAAUAGCACAUAAUAAGCUUUUAGCAAAACUGGUGGGAUCAUUACAUAAACCAAAUCAUCAAACACUAGUAUUCCCAUGCAGUGCACCUAUGUUCUUAUCUACUAUAGGAUCUGUAUCUAAAAUACCAGGCGUUGGGCAAAAAACUGCACAAUUGUUAAUUUCCAACAACAUAAAAACAGUGGAUGAUCUAAGAAAGACACCUUUGGAAACCUUAGAGAUGAAAAUUGGUAUUGACUUAGCACGAAAAUUAAAAGAUAACGCCGAAGGUAUCGACGAGACCGUCGUGAAACCAACAGGAAAAAGACAGAGUAUAGGUUUAGAAGAUGGCUUCAAGAGUGUUUCUCUGGUAGCUGAAGUAGAAUCAAGACUAGGAGCACUUCUGAGAAGAUUAACAGAAUUAGCUAUGGAGGAUGGUAGAAUUCCCAUUGCUAUGAGAUUAACUGUUAGGAAACAUGAUUUUAAUAAACCAACUUCUGGUAAAAGAGAAACUCGACAAUGCGCUUUACCGAAACAUCUAUUGCCUUCUACAAAAUCUGGUGUUUAUGAUCAUGCUAAAAUGUUGGCACUAGCAAUGAAAUUAUUUCACCGUACUAUCGAUGUUUCUAAACCAUUCCAUUUAACUCUUUUAGGAGUUGCUUUCACGAAAUUCGAAGAGAGAUCUUCUGGAAAGAAUAGUAUUACAUCUUUCUUGCGAAAACAGGUGGCUGUUCAGUCUGUUCUAGAUAUAAGCUCGGAAGAAGGCGUUUGCGAUAUUAAUCUUGGAUCACCAAUGAGCGUAAAUCAAGAUAGUAACGACGGUUCUGCGAUGAGUACCACCUCCUCUCCAGUUUCGAAAUCAAUAGGUGCUAACAACCAGAGUGCGGACGAUGAUGUGUUGAACGAAAUAGAACCUUUACCAAAAAAGACUAGAUUGGAAGUAUGGUUGAGUGGACGUAGAGAAUCUCCGAGCAACGAAAUGGCUGAUCUUCGACUUAGUCCUUCAUCACCAAUGCAAUUAUCUCCGAAAAUUGAUGCAGCAGUUCUUAAAUCUUUACCCAUUGAUAUACAAAGAGAAGUGACCCGUUCCUGGCCGACGACUAGUAAACCAAAACCCAAUAAUAUACUUAAAUACUUCAUAGCCAAUAAGUGACGGAGUUCUAUGGCCUAGAAUAUAAUAUAGCCAUCAUUAUGUACACACUUACACACCUACAAUAUUGGAUGGCAGCACCAUGUGAUACUAUGAAUUUAAGUUACUAAAUAUUUUAAAUCAAUUUACGAUUUUGGGUAUUAACUUUCUGUAUACACAUAUUUUCUAGAACAUUUACAUUAAAUGAAUGUUGAUAUAAAGUAACUUUAUCGUAUAAUUUUGAUCAUUUCAUUAAACAUCACUAAAAAAAGGCCAAUGUGAAUUUGCAUGGUUGUAUAAAACAUAUUUUUAUUCAUUUCUUUUUGACGAAAUCAAGCACAAUUGAUGCUUAAAUUACCUAGAAUAGUCGAACUUUUUUGAGUUGCUUUGCAUUUAAGGUGUAUUCACAAAAGUAAAAGAAAGUGAAAAUGUAAAUUGACUAUCAAUGAAAAGUAUUUCUAUUUAAGUAAAAUUCUUUAUUAUAAAUCAAAGAUAAAGUAUUGUAAAAUAAGUUUUAUUUUCAUCUUUCAAACAUUCAAUAUGUAUGUUUUAUAUACUAUCGCGUAUUUCUUAAUGUUUAAUAUUGUUCGGAUGAAUAAAAAUUAAGAUUAAGUAAGUUAAAUACUUUUGUAUUAGAAUUAUGUUCUAUAUAAUUCGCCUCUUUCUUUUCUCUUGCUAUCUUCACGAUUAUUUCACUGUGAGUAUUUCAACGGCAGGAAAGUAUUUUUAUUUACACUGAACUAGCGUGCGUGAUUGAUACACUUCCAAACGUAAUCCGUCUCGUUAAACGAGGUGCUGGCAUUUGAUCUUGUACGUACUAUCUAGCUAUUAAAUUAUAAUUGUAUGAUUUAAAGUUUAAAAAUGAAACGAAAUAAUGUUUAUAUUUUUAUUACUGUCGAUGUUAUUCUAUGUGUAACGGGUGUUACAAAAGACAUGCCGUACAGAAAUACUCAAUCGCCCCUAGCGUGCUACUGGUAAGGAGCACCGUUCGAAUAAGAUAAGCGUAAUUUAUAAUAUAUAGUUGUAUUAAAAAUAUUAGACAAUCAUAAAGUUUUAUCGAUUCGGUAUGGUACAAGGUGAAUAAUUAUAAUAUACGUUUAAGCGAACACGGAUAAGACAAAACGAAAAAAAGUAAGCCAACGAUUCACGCAGUUUCACAUUAUAUUAUAUUAUACAGACGUUUACUUUCACACGAUUUAUCGAAAAGCAUAUGUGCAUUAAAGCGUGAUCGACGGCAAGUGAUACUGAAACAGUAGCUUUUGUAAACGAUCAUACUUACAUAAGGGAAUGGACAAUUUAUAUAUAUAUAGCUCGAAUAAUAACAAUAAAAAAAUAUAUAUAUUAUAUUAUAUAUAUAUAAUAUAUAUAUAAAUUAUAUAUAAUUAUAUAUAUUAUAUAUAUAUAAUAUAUAUAUAUAUAUAUACGCGAUGAAAAAAGUUACUUAUGGCCAAGCUUUUUUUCUAUGUUUAUUUAUUUUCUUGUAUGCACGGGAGAAGCGGUACAGUUCUGAUUAUUAACUUCUGGUUGUGAGAUAUAUAAGUAUUUUAUACGUAUAUACCACGGGGAAUAUGAGCGGUUGCGACAUCCAUAUCCGUUCGUCAAUGUCGAAGUUCCGAUUAAUUAGAAUAACACGCAAUAGCUCGCACUUCUCAGAUAAUUGCGUUGAUAGUAUUCAAGAAUUAAAGGCAGGCAAUGCAGAAUGAAGUUAAGUUUGAUUUUUGUACAAGCAACGUUACAUCGACGGUUCAUAUUACCUCUGAUUCAUUUAAAUAAAGGAAGUUCAAGUUGUA